Molecule: messenger RNA, 1719 nt
Organism: Oryzias latipes (Japanese medaka)
Lineage: Eukaryota; Metazoa; Chordata; Actinopteri; Beloniformes; Adrianichthyidae
Gene: ubtd2
Product: ubiquitin domain containing 2
Molecular function (GO): protein binding
Source: RefSeq, a predicted model, not a curated record
UAGGGGAGGGGUAGGGGGAGAGCAAACUGAGGUGUUGGUGGAUGUAGCUGUGUGCCGGGGGGUGAGCUACCUAACCCGGGCUGCUCCGCUGAAACAUCCAUGGGUGGCUGUGUCGGGAGCCACCACGACUCUUCGGGAAGCUUGAACGAGAACUCGGACGGCACUGGAGUAGCUCUAGGGCGUAACCAGCCCCUGAAGAGAGAGCGGCCUAAAUGGAAAAGUGACUACCCGAUGACUGAAGGCCAGCUGCGCAGCAAGAGAGAUGAGUUCUGGGACACGGCGCCAGCCUUCGAGGGCCGAAAGGAGAUCUGGGAUGCCCUUCGGGCCGCAGCCAGCGCCUUCGAGAGCAACGACCACCUACUGGCACAGGCCAUCCUGGACGGUGCCAGCAUCACACUGCCUCAUGGAGCUCUGACCGAAUGUUAUGAUGAGCUGGGUAAUCGAUACCAGCUGCCGGUCUACUGCCUCUCCCCUCCCGUCAACAUGAUCGAGGAACGCUCUGAUGACCCUGACGGUUCAGACCCAGACUCUGGAGCGGCAGACCCAUCCGCAGUCAGUUCCGGUGACCCCGGCUCAGGAAGCGAGUGCCAGCUUCGGCUCCGGCUUUCCACGGGGCGGGACCUUCGCCUGGCAGUUCGCUCAACGGACACAGUUGGCAUGAUGAAGCGCCGAUUGCAAAGUCAGGAAGGCGUUCCUGCCGCCACCCAGCGCUGGUUUUUCUCAGGACGGCCACUGACAGACAGGCUUCGCUUAGAUCAGCUGAACAUCUCCAGGGACUAUGUGGUGCAGGUUAUCCUCAGCCAGCGUCCACCAACAGAGCCCACAUCCAAACCAGGACAUUCGCCAGAGGCUUCUGUGCCUGUGACAGUGGAAGGAGUGGCAGCACUGUCUCCAGAACCAACACCUGUGGAGAAUUGAGAGCCUUGGAGUAAAAGAAGAAGAAGAAGGACAAGAGACAUAAUAGAAUGAAGUUAACUCUUCUUCUCAUUUCUGCUCUUCUCAGCUGUUUUUGCCAAAAAGCUUUGUCUGAGUAGAGGCUGGCUGUCUGCCAGAGGUCAAAGACUCUUCUAUUGAAAAAAAAAAUCUGUUUUUUGUUGUUUUACACGGUGACCGUUUUUUGAAAUAUUUUUAACUGUUCCUAUGGAAACUAAACUACAAAAAAGAACUCUAUCAAGUGGUUUAAAGGAUUUUCUUUGAAACACUGAACUUUUAUGUUUUUCAGUUUCCAUUCAAGUUCUGCUGUCAGCAGAAUAAACUCAGUUUAUAAGGCUACAGGGUUUUAAAGUGCAUUUUUAUAUAAUGCAUAAUAUAAGUUGAAACUUUUGAGGGGAAAAAGGACAAAGCAGCACUCCCCACGGACUUGCAGGCCUUUCCCUUAACUAUGUGCAAAUGAAAUAAAGAGGAUUUUAGUCAGAGGAUUAUACUGUUGAGCUAACAGGCUGGAAUUGCAGGCUGUUUCUUCUAGAAGGGUUGGAGGUUUCAGUCAAUCACGACUGGAUGUUGUACCGAACUGCUGCUGCUGCUGGAUUCAAUACUUCACAUCACGGAACAAUCAAAUGAAUCAUGGUAAUAAACGGCUAGCUAGCCUGUGGGUACGGGUUAAAGGUCGUGCACAUGUGGGUGCCCAUUUGUUCAGCCGCUCCUAUCCAUGUGGCGAAAAGGAUAGAUGUCAGAAACGGUUGAAUAUUUUGAUUAAAAAUCAAAUGUUUUUAAUUCAAA